UCCACGAGGUCUCCUUGUUUUUUCCCACCGAUAUCUUCAUUGUACCAGCGCUGUAACAAUAAACUCAUUCAACUGUCCCAUCUUAAUACUCAUACAUAUUCUUGGAAUCAGUACAGACACUGAUACACACACAUAUAUACAGACAGUCAAAUUGUAGAAGACCUUUUAGUUCUACAUUCCAGCUGCAUGCAGAGGACAAUGGCAUGGUUUCGAAUGGAACUGCAUGAAAAUUGUGCUAAAGGCCUCAACUUUACAAAGGAUGCUUGUUUUCUUCUGAAGAAGAAUUGGGCCCUCAAUCUAUUUGGCUGAAAAAUUCAAACUUAAUUUUGAUUCUCCGCUGUUUAUCCGUGUGGUCAGAUGAUACUUUUGUAGUAUAAAUUUUAACUUUCUUGGUAUUUUCAUGUCCUUGUCUGCAAUUGUUCUUAGUUCAGAGGAUUGCAGCAUAUUUGGUUUUUUGCCUUUUACAUUAUUUUGUGUCAGAUAUACGUCAUGCAUUUCAUUUGUUGUAGUGAUCCUGGUUGACUAUCUACUCUCUCUAUCUUUUGUUUUCAGUGUGCAGCUUGAGUAAUGGAUGCUUCUGACAAAGCUCAGGAAUAUAUGAAAACGAAUGGAAAUGAGAAGCCUAAGUCUAGAAGCUCCACAAAUGGAAUGCGGAGUGCAUCAAUAUCCAUUCCGAUGUAUUCUCUGGAUUGCAGUGAUACAGAAAAUAGUUUCUCAGGUCGUAGUGGUCCGUUGUGUACUGAAAGAAAAAUAUCAUACACGCAAAUGAGUGGUCCUCUUUAUGCAAACCUUAAAAAUGACAACUGUUUUCAAGAUACACAAGGUGCAAUCGGGAGCAGAGCAACUGAGGCAACAUUGGAGAAGUACCCUUCGGUCAAUGGAUUGGUUCAAAUUGAUUGGCCACAUAACAAUCAUGUGGUAACAAAUGAAAAUUUAUUAAGUUCUGGUCAACUCGGAAUGUGUAAUGACCCGUAUUGCACAACAUGCCCCACUUACUUUGAAGGGCAGCGAAAGAACAAGAAAGUAUCCAGUAUAUCUGAUCAGAAGAAGCUUCCUUAUAUCAAUUACCAGCAGUUUCCUAUCCCUACCAUCAAACAGGGAGAUGCAAAAGGCUGGGCAUGGAGAAUGUUUUUUUCUCUGUAUCGAUGUAUUCCGGGAGUCAUGAAUCCACAUGCUAAAAUCGUUCAAUACUGGAAUAAGUUCUUUGUCAUCUCGUGCUUAUUUGCGGUUUUUCUAGACCCACUCUUCUUCUUUUUGCUAUCUGUAAAGAAGGAACACAAAUGCAUAGUAUUUAACGAGACCAUGACAAAAGUUCUUAUCACUCUGAGAAGCCUGACUGAUUUCAUUUACUUCUUGCAUGUGCUUCUUCAGUUUAGACUGGCGUAUGUUGCUCCUGAAUCAAGAGUUGUGGGUUCUGGUGAUCUAGUUGACCGUCCAAGGAAAAUAGCUCUCAAUUAUCUCUACGGGCACUUUCUUAUUGAUUUCUUUGUAGUGCUACCUCUUCCCCAAAUAAUUAUAUGGCUGGUACUCAAAAAGUUUAAAGGAUCUUCUGGUGCAAAUUAUGCAAAAAACUUCUUGCGAGCAGCAAUUCUUGUUCAGUAUAUUCCGAGGUUGUAUAGGAUUCUUCCUAUGCUUGCUGGUCAGACGGCAAGCGGCUUUAUCUUCGAGUCAGCGUGGGCGAAUUUUGUUAUCAAUCUCCUCACAUUUGUGUUGUCUGGCCAUGUGGUUGGGUCAUGCUGGUAUCUCUUUGGGUUACAGAGGGUAAAUGAAUGUCUCAGAAAUGCUUGUGAUGAGCAUUGGUGUAUAAAAUUUAUAGACUGUGGGCAAGGAAAUGAAAAUGAGAGGUUCAGAGAUAAUCUAGAGUCAUGGAAAAAUUGGACAAAUAAUGCCACAGCUAGUGCUUGUUUUGGUGAAGGCAGUUUUCCAUAUGGAAUUUACGUGCAAACAGUCAAUCUUACCACUGAAUCUUCUCUAAUUACGAGAUACAUAUAUUCAUUGUUCUGGGGUUUCCAGCAAAUCAGUACUCUAGCUGGAAACCUUACUCCAAGUUUCUAUGUUGGGGAAGUUCUGUUCACCAUGGCCAUCAUUGGACUCGGUCUUUUGCUUUUUGCUCUUCUCAUUGGUAAUAUGCAGAACUUUCUACAAGCACUUGGUCGCAGGAGACUAGAAUUGUCUUUAAGGCGUCGAGAUGUUGAGCAGUGGAUGAGCCAUAGGCGUCUGCCAGAGGAACUAAGAAGGCAGAUCCGUGAAUCGGAACGUUAUAAUUGGGCUGCCACUAGAGGGGUUGAUGAAAGUAUGCUGUUGGAGAAUUUACCUGAAGAUCUUCAAAGGGAUAUACGGCGACAUCUCUUUAAAUUUGUAAACAAAGUUCGAAUCUUUUCUCUGAUGGAUGAACCAGUCUUAGAUGCUAUGCGUGAGAGACUGAAACAAAAAACAUAUAUCAAAGGAAGCAGAAUUUUAGUUCCCGGAGAUCUGGUUGAUAAGAUGGUAUUUAUUGUUCGAGGCAAGCUUGAGAGCGUAGGAGAAGAUAAAAAUAUAGUUCCUUUGUCUGAAGGGGAUGUUUGUGGAGAAGAUCUUCUUACCUGGUGCCUUGAGCAUUCUUCUGUAAACAAAGAUGGAAAAAGAAUCAGGAGUCCAGGACACAAGCUGCUUAGUAAUAGGAUGGCAAGAUGCUUAACAAAUGUAGAAGCUUUUAUACUUCGAGCUGCAGAUCUCGAAGAAGUUACUAGUCUUUUCUCUAGGUUCCUGAGAAAUCCACGCGUUCAAGGUGCACUCAGGUAUGAAUCUCCUUACUGGCGGUGUCUUGCAGCAACUCGGAUUCAAGUUGCAUGGAGGUAUAGGAAAAAGCGGUUGAAUCGUGCAACAACUGUUAGUUCUACAUAUAACCAUUCCCCAGGAAACUAAUGAUAGUCUAUACGCAUCAUACAUGAUACAUGCAUUAUAGUUUAGGUCAUCUCGAGCUUGUUUUGUGCGUUAAGCCAAUUUAUACUAUCUAUAAUAUGGGUAUAAUCUAAAUUGCCAACUGAGUACCUCAGCUAUGAGGUUGGUGCACUUUGUAUACUUCAACUAGGCAGAAGUAACAGACGUAGUGAAAAGUGUGUAUUGCAGUUAGUUUGCUGUAACACCGUUAGUUUGUUGCCACGCCUCUUUGUACCAA
Daucus carota subsp. sativus is the source of this 3157-nucleotide messenger RNA. RefSeq names its product probable cyclic nucleotide-gated ion channel 20, chloroplastic. The coding region runs from base 568 to 2904 and encodes 778 amino acids. The transcript is spliced from 13 exons. Gene Ontology annotation, molecular function: monoatomic ion channel activity. Gene Ontology annotation, biological process: monoatomic ion transport; transmembrane transport. Gene Ontology annotation, cellular component: membrane. NCBI's taxonomy places the organism in Eukaryota, Viridiplantae, Streptophyta, Magnoliopsida, Apiales, Apiaceae. The record is from RefSeq and is a predicted model, not a curated record.